AUAUGUAAGCCAAGUCAGCGAGCCUGACCACCCGAUCCGGUUAGUCGCCUCCUAAGACAAGAGUGGUUUGCUGAAGAUCAAUUCUAACCCUGAACUUCACUGGUCUCCAUUUUACAACUCCAGAUGACAAUCAGGAAUUAGGAUAUUAAGUCAUGUUUUACAUUUAAGAAAAUAUCAGGGAUGGUAGUUUAGAUCCUGAGGAUUAGUUGUUUUCCAAUAAUUUAUAUGUUAUAUUUUCCUCACCACUGUUUUCUGUUGAAAUGAAAACUGAAAGUAGUUUCCAUGGCAACAGUUUUUGACAUGGUUAGGCUUAGUUAGAAUGAUGUAGUGAGUAGAAUAUCCCUGAAUGUGAUAAGUGACAACCAGGGCUCCAGAUAUAGGCCGUAUCGGCGUAUGUACGGAUAAAAAAUACACACAAUACGGUAGGAAAAAAUAUAGCAGAUAUGCACCGCAGCAAUGGUGUACGGUCUUAGAAUCAUUUACAGACGUAUUUAUCUGAAAAAGUAUUGCUUUAUUGUUUAUUGACCUGUUUACACAAGACUAGCACUGUUGUGGUGCAUAUAUGAAACGAAACACAGGUUACUGACACGCCAUAAAAAUUCCAUUUAGUACUCUAAAUGUACUCUUAAGUUUUUCCAGUACUCCUAUAUUGAAAAAAUAAGGAAUACGUACUCCUGAUGUUGAAAAAUUAUCUGGAGCCCUGGACAACCAUACCGGUAUUCAACUGACAUUUUAUAAUAAUAUUACAUUAGUAUUCUAUGCUGCUCAUACCAACAAAUUCAUAACAGGAAAUGAAUGACAAUGGGACAGGAUCUUCACAUGACAUCAGUGAUCGUCAUGACAUCCGGGUUUAGAUGACUAGCACUCUGUUUGUCAUUGUUCUCUUGCUGACUAAGGAGGAUGUCAGAGAUGAUUUCUUUCCUGUUUUCUUAAAAAUCUAUUCUUCGCUGUUUGUAUUUCAAACUGUUGGUGUCCAUUGUUUUCUCACAUCAGGCCAGGAUAUUCAGCAUUUUCAAUGCAUGGAAGUGAGAAAUCUAAAAUGAACAUGACAGGGAUAUGCCUUCUUCUGUUUGCAGUCCUUCCAGGCAUCUGUGAAGGACGAGUAAACCUGACAGGGUCCUCCCUUACUGCAGUCGCUGGCCAACCAUUCGCUUUCACCUGCAGCAACGAUUUUCGAAUUACUAUUGACGUCUACUGGACUGCACAAUUACCAAACGGAACGUCUUCAUUCAGAGCGAGAUCAUACAUUGAUGAAACAUGUACAUAUGACUUCAACCCGACGGAUAUCUAUAACUUCACAUGUCCGCGAGACGGCCCAUUCACUCUGACAAUUCUUGACGUCGAUUACCGCAGACAUCAUAAUUCGAACUGGACAUGUUUUGCCGAGCCUCUUGGUGAGAGGAGCAACACGGUAGUCCUAGACGUCAAUGUGCCACUGAGGACAAUCAACUUGUUGACUUCCACAACACACGUUCUAAAUCUGACUGAAGGCGACACGAUGUUGUUGGUGUGUGAGACAAACCCGACCAAACCACCGUCCAACAUAACGUGGAUGAAGGACGACGACAGUAUAACAACUGGCGCCUCUUCAUCAACUCGUGAAGACGGAGGACUUACUGUAACUGCAGGUCGUCUAUCAAUGGAAGUCACAAGAGAGUUCCAUAUGAAGAGAAUUUAUUGUGUUGGAUCCUACAAAGAAACCAACCUGAGAACGAACACGAUUCUCCUUCACGUUGAUGUACCUCUGGUGGAAAUAAGUAUUAUCAACUCAACAAACCUUCCCCUAUCUAUGACGGAGAAUGAAGACGUCACGCUUGUGUGUGAGACCAAUCCGACACUACCGCUGUCCACCAUCAUCUGGACGAAAGGAAAUCAGACACUUACAGAGGAUGUGACAUCAACAUCACGUGCUAGCGAUGGUGCGGUUGUCGCAGUCAGCAUGGCGACAUUCACUCCCUCUUGUGAUGAUCAUCUUUCCCGGAUCCAGUGUUCUGGCUUCUACAAAAGUACUCGGAUAGCAUCUAAAUCUCAGACCCUGUUUGUUCACUGUAUCUCGAAGGACGAAACCUCAGGGCCAACGUUCAGUGCUGGUGUUGGCGUUGGGAUGACAAUAUGCCUGGUUCCCCUUCUCGUAGCAGCUGCUGUGUACAUCUUAUGGUGGAAAAGACGCCACACAAUGAAGGAUAAGACAGAGCCACCUGAAUCGACAGAUAGUGCAGCUGCACCCCAGUCUGAUGACGGACACAACAUAAAUAUGUACGAGAGCAUGGACGACAACGCAAGAGAAAGAAAUGACACAGCCUAUGAGGAGUUACAUAUGCAGGUCUAUGAAAACACUGUCUUUGAGCCGACAGGUUCUCUUGAGGACCAUGUUAUUGACGAAGAUGUCUGAUAACUUCUGUUGCUUUAUAUAUCAUAUAUGAUUCUUGUGUCCUCUGCGAUAUUGAUACCGUAUCGAAGUGUUCACUUCCAAGUGACAAAUUGGAUUUUUGUCCGCUUUCAUUGCAUGUGACUGAAGGUCUAAUAAGCUC
Molecule: messenger RNA, 2531 nt
Organism: Haliotis rubra (blacklip abalone)
Lineage: Eukaryota; Metazoa; Mollusca; Gastropoda; Lepetellida; Haliotidae
Exons: 9
Coding region: 1016-2392 (458 amino acids)
Source: RefSeq, a predicted model, not a curated record